Vespa mandarinia (Asian giant hornet) is the source of this 6674-nucleotide messenger RNA. It is a transcript of the gene Rbcn-3B, whose product is annotated as WD repeat-containing protein Rbcn-3B. Gene Ontology annotation, molecular function: protein binding. The record is from RefSeq and is a predicted model, not a curated record. Gene Ontology annotation, cellular component: cytoplasm. Lineage: Eukaryota; Metazoa; Arthropoda; Insecta; Hymenoptera; Vespidae.
GAUAUGUCCAAGCUCCAAAUUAUUGGAACGAUUUUUAAAAGUUUACUUGGAAUUUUAGUGUGUCAUCUAAUUAACCUUUAGGAAAAAAAAUAUUAAAAAGGAUCUUUUGACAUAGAACAGCUGAUUGUACGAUUCACUUGAGUGACACAAUCCUCACAUCAAGAUGGCCGCGAUCGUGAAAGUACAGUAAGGAAGGAACAAUUUUCGGCAUAUAACGCCAAUUUUGACGUUUGAAGUAGUUGUCAUUGUUAAUUGGUGUUUCUGAUAAAACUUCAAUAUGACAGCAGGUACAAGUUUAGUAGUCCCUAUAGUACUAUGGGGUCGAAUAGCACCAACUCAUUGUAUUUCUUGCGUUUAUUUAUCACGAGACCAAAAAACUUUAGUUACGGGAUGUUACGAUGGUCAGAUAUGUUUAUGGCAAGUUGAUCCCGAAACGUUAAAGAUGACACCAAGAUGUUUACUCGUUGGUCAUACCGCUCCAAUAAUGUGCCUAAGUCGAGCUAGUGUUAUCAUGGAGCAAAAUUAUAUUGUUAGUAGCAGUGAAAGCGGAGAGAUGUGCACUUGGGAUCUAGUUGAUGGAAAAUGUCGCGAAGCAGUAAAGCUUAACAAUAUUCAUACGCAAAUGUUGCCUUAUGUCUCAGCUGGAGGAGAAGACGUUAGAUUGUUUUGUUCUGGGUAUUAUCCAGAAGUUUUAGUAAUGGAUCCAUUUAGUUUGGAAGUGCUGUUCACACUGAGUUCUCGGGUGAAUCCUGAUUGGAUUAGUGCUUUGCACGUUCUACGGCCGGCCAAACGGAAAGGUCGGUUCUACGUGCAUACAAACGACGUUGUGUUGGCUCUGACAACGACGGGUACAGUCAAGGUGUGGACGCUUUUGGGACACGAAAAUCGUAACAGCGAACCUCUUUACGAACAUGAGAGCAAACAAAUACGAUGUUUGAAUGCUCUUGCGAUGACUUGCUGCCCGUACAACCAACGUACAGUUCUUAUUGUAUGCUCUAAAUAUUGGCAGAUAUUCGAUGCGGGUGAUUUUUCGGUCCUAUGUUCCAUAACAGCGCCUCGGGGUGAACGUUGGAUGGCUGGUGAUUUUUUGGCUGCAGAUCGUGUUAUUCUAUGGAGUGAUGAGGGUCAUGGCUAUCUUUAUAAAUUGCCAGCUAACAAGCUGAAGGGCAAGGCUCUCAGCAGUAGCGUUGCAGAUAACAAAAGUUUUCAUACAGCUGGGACAGAGUAUGAUCAACCUUAUCUUUAUUGUAUUCUGACUCAACCAGGAGAUAAGCCACUGUCUUGCCCACCUGCAAUGAGACUAGUUACAGUUCAAAGACAGAAUAAAACAUUAAAGUAUUUACUCCGUGGUGAUAGCGAAGGAGUCGUUGUACUUUGGAAAGUACCUGAAUUAACAGCACAACAAUUGGUACAGAUAUGUCAGAAUGAUGGUUCCUCAACACCUACAUUAUCGCCCACAGUUACAACAAGUUUAACAGCUGCUUGGGAAGCAAUGAAACCACCACCUGUUGGUAUCCUGGAUCAAUUGGAUUCCGGAGAUAAGAAUGGUAUUAAGUUGACUGCCAGUAUAUACUUACCACAGCAAAGUCGUUUAGUUGUUGGCCGUGAGGACGGUAGUAUUAUUAUUGUACCAGCCACACAGACAGUGAUGCUACAAUUGCUUCAUGGCAAUCAUCAGCAAUAUGAUGAUUGGCCACCACAUCAGGUAUUAUUAGGUCAUUCAGGACGAGUAAAUUGUCUUUUGUAUCCGCAUGGAGCAGCACCACGUUACGAUCGUGCACAUCUUGUUUCUGGUUCCGUAGAUUUUGCCGUUUGUCUUUGGGACUUGUAUGCCGGUACAUUGAUUCAUCGAUUUUGUGUUCAUGCCGGUGAAAUUACACAAUUGAUGGUUCCUCCGGAUAAUUGUAGCCCUAGAAUACAGAAAUGUAUUUGCAGCGUGGCAUCCGAUCAUAGCGUGACUUUAUUAUCAUUGGCGGAAAGAAAAUGUGUUGUUUUGGCUUCUCGACAUCUUUUCCCUGUAGUUACUAUAAAGUGGAGACCUUUGGACGAUUUUAUGAUAGUUGGAUGUUCGGAUGGUGCCGUGUACGUGUGGCAAAUGGAAACUGGUCACUUAGACAGAGUGUUGCAUGGUAUAAUCGCCGAGGAGGUACUAUUCGCGUGCGACGAGAAUACUAUGACAGCGGCUGGUGGAACUGCCGCUAGUGGUGAACUUGGAUUAGCUAAUCCAGCUGUACAUUUCUUUAGAGGUUUAAGACAUCGGAAUCUAUCGGCAAUUAGGCAUGCAACGCAAAGAGGUUUGCAUCAAUUGCAGCAACUUCAUGGUGGGCACGGUACAGAUCAUGGGAACCAAAUAAAAGCUAAGGGAUCACCGUUGAUGAUACAAGGUUUUAGAAGCAAUCCUAAGGACCCUGAAAGUCAUAUAUUAUUUUUUGAUAUUGAAGCAUUAAUAGUGCAAUUAUUGAGCGACGAGUAUGGCACUAUGUCGCCAGGAUCGUUAGAAUCUCAAGGAUUAAUUUCAGCAUCCGAAUAUCAAAAGGUUGCUGCCCUCACUCAAUCUGCAAGUCCAGACGCUCAUAAAAAAAUUGCAGAUUUUUUCGGUCGUGUCAAGGAUAAGGCAGGUGACGUUGAACGAAUUUUAAAGGAGAAGGACCGUCACGGUAUAUUGGCUAAGAUGAAGGAAGGGGCAGAGAAUGUGCACACUAAAUUACAAGCUAAGGCAGAAAGUGUAGGCCUCAAGCCGUCCACUCUUGACGGCAAAGGUGACAACUGGAACAGUAAUGAUAUCGCGAAAAACAAUCUCAAAAGGAACGGUGCGUUUAGUGAGCCAAACGCAACGAUGGAAGUUGCUCAGUUACUUCUAAGUCUUUUACAUGCAUGGGGAAUGGAUCCAGACUUAGAUCGAGUUUGUGAAGGAAAAUUAGGAUUGUUAAGACCUAUGGUACCAGUUUCGUUUGGGGUGUUAUCUAAGGGAGGAUAUAUGUCAUUAUUACUUCCAACUUGGCAAACUCAAUUGGAACCUGCCGGUGAACCUGCAACGCAAUUGGAACAAAGAUUACCUGUUGAAUUAGUAAGGCAAGAGAGACUUACUAGAGCCUUUACCGCAAGAGCCCAUUGGGAAUUAUCAACAACUAUAACAAGUAACCAUUUAUUGGCUGUAGUAGCAUUAGCCAAUACUUUAAUGUCCAUGAAUAAUGCAACCUUCGUACCUGAACAGGAACGAAAUCGAAAAAUGCACAGACCCGGUAAUAGAGCAGCCGUCAAUUGGAAUAAAGCGGAAGAGGAAAAUGAAGAAAUUUAUACUGUCCAGCAGGCACAAAUCAAACAGGGUUGGUCUCUUUUAGCUACUUUACAUUGUGUACUUUUACCGGACAAGGUAACCGCACAAGGUGGAGCAAAAACGUUUAAACGGCCGCAAGUAGAAAUGAUGGCACGCAGAUGGCAACAUCAAUGUUUAGAGAUACGAGAAGCGGCUCAAGCUUUAUUACUGGCCGAAUUAGGCAGAAUGGGUCCAAAAGGUAGAAAAGCUCUCGUCGACAGUUGGUCACAAUAUUUGCCAAUGUAUAGUACUCAGGAACCUAUUGCACCACAAAUUCAAAACCAAACUCCACCUACGUCAGGUAGCCCGGUUCCAAUGAACGAGACGCAAGGCGAUGAUGAGGAUGAAGAAGAAGAACUGGCCGAAGAAGUAAGUGUAGCUAGGAAGCCAUCGAGCGUAGCGGAACUGAAACGUAAACAGACUACUGCGGUGGUAUUAUUGGGCGUAAUUGGUGCUGAAUUUGGUCAAGAUGUUACUACGACUAACCAAAGAAGAGAUAGCGAACAAAGGCGGAAAAGUUCGAUCGUGGAAGGUUUUGGCAUUGGAAAUAACAAUCUCGCUAGACACACCAGUAUGGCUUUGACGCAUCUGUUACACGCGCCGCAUUCUCCUAAAUUACCUUUGCAUACACCAUUACGAAGGGCUGCAAUUGACCUCAUUGGUAGAGGUUUUACUGUGUGGGAACCAUAUUUGGAUGUAUCCAAGGUACUUUUAGGGCUUCUUGAGAUGUGUUGCGAUGCAGAUAAGUUGGUACCAAGUAUGACCUACGGUCUUCCGCUCACUCCUCAAGCUGAUACAUGUCGUACGGCACGUCAUGCUUUAACCUUAAUAGCUACUGCUAGACCGGCAGCGUUCAUUACGACGAUGGCACGAGAAGUAGCCAGAUUUAACACGGUGCAGCAAAAUGCACAAACUUUGAACGUCAAUGUAGGAGCAAGCGUGUUGACUAGGGCUAAGCCCGAGAUACUCAGAAUAGUAGAACAAUUAAUUGACAAAAUGCAAAGUGAAAUGAGCGAUCUUUUGGUCGAAGUCAUGGAUAUAAUAUUACAUUGUUUAGAUCCUGGUCACUUGAAAGCGAAACCAUUGUCCGAAGUAUUCCCUGCUGUUUGCAGAUUCAAUCAAGUCAGUCAUUGUACAGCAACACGCAGGAUAGCUGUAGGCGGCAGGGGUGGACAAUUGGCGCUUUACGAACUUCGAGGUAACGUCAAAUGUCAAACGGUACCCGCGCAUCAAGGUCCUGUAACCGCAUUAGCAUUUUCACCGGAGGGCAAAUUUUUAGUUAGCUAUUCGUGUUCUGAAAAUAAGCUUUGCUUCUGGCAACAAACAAGUAGUGGUAUGUUCGGUCUGGGUAAUUCACAAAUUCGAUGCGUUAAAUCAUACAGUACUGCGCCCAUCAACGACGUAACGCGAUUGAAUCCUAUGCGUUUAGCUCGACUCGUAUGGAUAAACAAUCGUACGGUCACGUUGAUGUUAGCCGAUGGUUCCGAGACUCGUUUCAACGUUUAAAACUAAAUUUAGAAGAAUUAUUCUACAUUUAAUCGUUGUCGUCGUCGUCGUCGGACAAACAUAACAUGGAGUUUGAUCAACGAUCUGUAGAAACAGAGAGAUUAAGAAGAGUGCCACCGCGGUCGUAAGUGCGCUUGUUGGUACUUAAUAGAUCUAACUAUUAUUCAGAUUUAACGAACGAUACGAUAUACGUGAGAAAUGUUUAUCUCAUAACAGCAGGAUGCGUUAUCGCGAUAGAUUUCUUGAAAAUGCAAUGUAAGAUAUCGACGUUUUUGUUCCUUUAAAACUUAUUCAAGGUAUUGUCGUCUUUUUCCGUUAAUAUUUCCGCUCGAUCUUAAUUUGGUGCUCUAUUCGAUGAAUCGUAUAUGUGUAUGUACAAACGGCCAGACUUUUGGGCUUUUUGAAGGAAUAGAGAAAAUAACCCACCUUCGAAAAAAACUAAAUACGCUUUAUAAAAGUAUAGUUUAUUUUAUCAAUAGUAGCGUAAUCGUACGUUUCUUUACAUCACACACGUAGUCUCUUAUGUAGAUCAAAAUUCGAUCAUUUACAAUGUCAGAAUAACAGUGGACGUGUAGCAUACAGACGAUUGGGAGCGUCCUUUAAUACCGAAGCGCCUAUAUACUCGUCGUAUAUCCUCAGAUCAGAAACAAAUUGAAAACGGUAAUAUCGUUUACACGUGUAUAUAUAUAAUGCAUACCAAAAACUACCGCCAAGGGUUUGUAUAUACACCAGUGCCGAGAUAUAAGGAAGUUGUAUUACCGAUUUAUAUGAAGUUGUAGAUCAAAGCCUUUAGCUUCUAAUAAGUCGCUUCUAGUUUAUUAUUUGAUUUUUGCGGCUCUUACACGUUUUAUUCGAUGCUGUACGAAAGUAAUAGACUGUAUGUUAUUUUUCCAAACUGUUUGUUAUAUUCUUUAUUGAAUUUUGACAGAUGUAAACUGUUCGAUCGUGCAUUCCUUGGUAUAAAAAAGUGAUCAGACAAGAGUAGUUGAAAAAUCAUUGAAAAGUAUUUCAUAAGAAAACGCUUUCUUUAUGAUCACUUAUUACAUGUACACAAUCAAUUUGAUUUUAUUGUACUAAGACUUUAGGAAAGAGAAGUAGUGUUCGUUUGUUGUUGUUGUUGUUGUUGUUGUUGUAUGCAUGUUUAGAAAAAUACGGCUAUCGUUUCUUUCUCGUUUUCUUUCAACGUGCAAAUUUUUUUUUUUCCUUUUUUUUCUUUUUUUCCCCUCCAUUCAUAAUAAAACACACCGCAUAUUUGUGUAUAGAGUAUGGCAAAAAUUAUAUAUAUAUUUACAUAGUGUAAUUUAUUAUUGUUAUCGUCUCGUGCGAAUUGUUUGCACUCUUUGUGCGCCAAAACAAGUAAAUCUAAAGACACGCACGUUCUACGUAUGUAGAUGAUGUAUGUAUCUGUCCGAUAGUAAUAGAAUAAUAAUUUCUGUCAAUAGCAACGAUAGCAACGUGCUUCCUUGUCUCUCAGAUGGCCGUUAUUAUCGUUGUCUUUUUUACAAUCAAUAAUCGAUAUUGCACAAAGUAUGCUCGACUCUGAAAGAUUCCUUCGACAAAUAGUACGUGCGUGUAAUUUAUUUAUAAUAAUAAUAAUAAUAAUAAUAAUAAUAAUAAUAAUAAUAAUAAUAAGAGGAAGAAGAAGAAGAAGAAGAAAUAACAGUAAUAUGGAUAAAGUUUGUCAAACGCUAAGUAAUUAUACUAUGAAUUGUAUUCUUGCUAUAGUCGUUUUUGUUGCGAAUUGUCGUCGUGUCGGUAAAAGGAAAUAAUAAUUUUGAAAAGAUGAUACCGAACUUCGAUCGUAUCGACAAUGAGAUUAAGGCUUCGUAUGUGCAAAGAAAAAAAAAAGGGG